Exaiptasia diaphana is the source of this 2548-nucleotide messenger RNA. Its product is annotated as T-cell immunomodulatory protein. The record is from RefSeq and is a predicted model, not a curated record. Gene Ontology annotation, cellular component: plasma membrane. Bases 75 to 1925 code for a protein of 616 amino acids. The transcript is spliced from 20 exons. Lineage: Eukaryota; Metazoa; Cnidaria; Anthozoa; Actiniaria; Aiptasiidae.
CAACUGAAUUCUGCAGUGAUGUGGAAAUUAGCGUCUGUUUUCACUUUUUAUUCAUUAAUCUAAUAGGCAAUGCAAUGCAAACAACGAUAAUACGACAGAUUAGUAUUUUAGUAAUUUCUAGUGUAUUUGUAGUUGAAGUUUACUCGUCGUUCAACGAUGUCACAGACAAAGUUAAUGUCGGAUCAGUAGAUGGCAUACUAGCUGCCUUCGGUGACUUUAAUGGCGAUAAAACCACCGAUUUAUUUAUAAUAUCUCRACAAGGAAAGCAACUUGAUGUUUGGAGUUGGAAUCAGGGAACAUUAAAGUUCARGAAUUUUAGAUCAUUUGAAUUUACAGACAGAUAUAUAGUUAAUGUUGCACCUGGUGACUUUAAUGGCGAUGGUUGUCUUGACGUUGCCAUAACAACACAGGCAAGCCCACUGAAUUYRACYAAUCAAGAACCYAAGAAAGUGUAUAUUAGCUGGGGGAAUAAAAACAAAUUAACUACGGUCAAGGAGUCAUUUGUUUUUGAAGAGGAAUUCAAAGAUCAGCCAAGUAUUUUAGAUGUAAAUGGUGAUUUUAUUCCUGAUUUGUUUGGYACAAUCUACAAUAAGAACAAUGCAAGUCUUGAAAGAAGAGCCUACUGGAUCUCUGAAGGGAAGAACAAGAGUUUUGUAGUCCACCCACAAACAGCUAAUUUCACAACAAAAGAUGGGAAAAUACAAGAAUUACAGUUGAACCCAGUUAGAAUACCCAAUUCCAAUGGGUUUUUAGAUUUGACUGGUGACUUAACUGCAGAUUUGUUUGUGACUGCUGAGAACAAGUUUGAGAUMUGGGAAAACCAGGAUGGAGUGUUGAAGUAUAAGAGUCCUGACAUCGCARUACCUAAAGAGUUUAUACAUGUAGGACAGUCAGCAUUUGCAGACUUUGAUGGUGAUGGUAGACUGGAUCAUUUGCUUCCCGUGUGUCUAUCCAAGAACUGUGAACAAAGUGCAAUMUUUAUCUACACCAAGGACAAGUGGUCAACAGUUUUGGGUAGUUCUCAUAAAACUUGGCAGUUUAUACCUCCAUCCAGUGAUAGCAGUAUUCCUAAUGUCCCUACCAUGAGCAUCAAAAUAGGUGACUAUAAUAUGGAUGGAUAUCCUGAUGGUCUUGUUAUUGUGAAUGUGUUUCCUUCAAGRAGUAGAACUUUAACAAGAAUCCCAGUUCUACUGGAGAACAAGAAAUGUAAUGAUGGUCAUAACUGUGUCAAUGGAMGGACAUUUGAAAUGCAGUGGAAGCCCUUGACRUCACUAGAGAAUGCUGUUGUCGCUACUUUCUUUGACAUGUAUGAAGAUGGAACCACAGACUUCAUGAUAGUUACCAAGUCCAAGUCCAGGUUCCAUCUUCAUGCAGUCCACAAUAAUCUGUAUGUAGAUGCAUCAUUUCUAAAAAUACUUGUCUUGGGUGGAGCCACUCUUAGUUCUUGUUCUGGUACAACACUUCCCUAUGGUAUCAACCAAGCAGGACCGUUUGUAAAAUACACUAUGACAGAUAAAGACGGCAAAUUGAAGAAGGGAUCUGCGGCCCAACUUUCCCAGUCCAGUUAUUUCGCUCUCCAGUCUCCUUACAUUGUGUUUGGCCUGGGACGAACUCCAAACUUUGUGGAUGAACUCGUCGUUGGUAUGCCUCGCGCAAAAAACUCGCCUCAACGAAUUCAUACUUGGCAUCAAAUUAUUCCAAACUCUCAAAUGAUAAUCAUUCCUUAYCCUCCUGAUAAACCAAAUUCGUGGAAGACCAAACUCCUUGUAACACCAAGCAAACUUGUCUUACUUACCGCUCUUUGUUUGUUGGGAAUCUGUGUUCUUCUUGCUGUGGUUAUUGUUGCUCUUCAUCUUAUUGAAAAGAGAGCUGAUCAGAAAGAGAAGAGAGAAGAUGCACACAAGUUUCAUUUCGAUGCCAUGUGAUGUCCAGGCAAUGUGAUGUCCAGGCAGCUGGCCAUUUUUAUAAUUACCAAAUAAUAAUUUCCGAUCCAUAUUACAAUCGUAUGUAAUGAUAUGCCUUGGAUAUGAGGGUAUUUUCAUUGAUAUUUAAUACAAUAUUUAAAAUGGAAACAUUUGUGAAAUAUAAGUUGUAAAAACUCCCUCUGAGGGGAGGGUAAGGGCUUAUUUGCCUACUGGCGCAAUGAGUGUAGAUGAUGAYGUCSACGCCUUCUCACUUGGUGUUUAUAAACAUMACUGUAGAAACUUUUAUGGCGACARWUAAUUUUAUUUUGAUUAAGUAAUUUUAGGGAAACACAUAAUGUGGAAAUCAGUUAUUCUCSAAACUAGGUUCUAAAUAAAUUAAUAAACUGCGUUAUUGUAGAUAGCACGGGCAAUAGGRUAACAAAGUUCUCAGCCAAUCACGAAAGUUCAUUCUAAAAACUAAAUAGGAAUAGUAGGCUUGUCCAAAUCAAAAAAAUUGUACUCGUGGUUUCAAAUAUGAAAUAUCUAUUGUCAAUACAAGACCAAUAAAAGCUAUUUUAAGGAAUGAAAUGUUGAAAAAUGUUAGGUUGAUAUUAAAUAUUAAAAAAAAAUCAAAGACACCAAAA